CAACCAUUACCAUCGCUUUUGAUAGCAUCGAUUAUCCGUUUAAUUGAUGUAGGGAUGGAUUUCCACUCCAUGAAUCGCAAACAGCUGCAGACAUUAUGCAAGAGGCACAAGAUUCCCGCAAAUUUGUCCAAUCUCGAGAUGGCCAACAGGCUCACGAAAUUUCUCAAGGAAGAAAAUGUGAGCGAAAUCGAAUCUGUGGGUGAGGUUGUGAAUAAAAAGAACAAGAAAGUACGAUUUAGUCCGGAGCAUGAAUUGUUUGAGUUUACCAGAUCGCCAAUACAAAUUAAAAGAAGAAGUAGGAGGAAUUCUGUUUCAGGGAGAGAUAAUAAUUGGUCAAUUGAAAUGGAGGCAGAAACUGUGGGUAGAGAGGGUAGCACUGCGCAGACUGGAGAGUUGAAGUUGGUGGAGGCAGAGGUUAAGCAGAAUAAGAGAGGAAGGAAGGCUGUGAAAUGUAGUGAUGGAAAAAAAGUUGCUUCUGCUGUUGAUAGUUGUGAAGAUGGACAGUUGGUAACGGAAGUUAGGCCAGUUAGAAUGACGCGGCUGAGAGGGAAGACGGAAGCAGAGGGCGAGAUGAUAUGUGCAAAAGAUGAUUAUAAGAGGGAUGAGAAAGCUUCAGAUAGAGUCAAGAAUGCUGGGAACACUGAGAUUGCGGAGAAUCAUAGUAGGGUUACCAGGUCUAAGGCACAGAAAGUGACAGAAGCUCCUGCAGCAAAGGAGAAAAAAGGGAGAAAAGAAGUGAAAAAUAUUGGUAAGGUAGCUGCUGUUAGAGCUGAGACUGGUGACAAUAGAAACUCUUUGAGUAAGAGAGGGGAUGAGGGUGAAGGAAAAUCAGCUAUGGGUUCGGAUGAGAGAUCUGCAGGAGAACAUGUGACUGUUGAACCUCAACUUGCUUUAAGGAGAUCUAAAAGGAAAGUGAACGGGGUUGGUGGAUCUGAGAUGUUGAUUUGCGAUACAAGGGAACAUGAAAAGGUCAAGGGCUCAACAAAGACCUUCAAGUUGUUGGCUUCAGGUGUUCCUGAAGUGGAUACAGAAAUUAGUGGAGUUGAAGGUGAUCAAGGUAGAGGAGCAGUUCUGAAAAUUGAAGAACCCAUUCAAAAGAUGGAACCCCGAAGAAGUAACAGGAGGAAGACUGUGAUUGAUUAUACUCGUCUUAUAGGUGAUACAUUGAGAAGCUCACUGACACAGUCAGACAUUGUUCCUGAAGCUUCUAAAGAUGAGAAGAUGGUUAUCCAGCCUAUUGGAGUUACAAGGAGGUCUGGGCGUAAGACCUUAAGUGUGAAAAUGGUUUCUACUAUUGAUACUGAUUCAGCUGUAGAGAAUCUCAAUGCAGAAAAGCCUAAAAGCGAAUCAUGUCUAGGAGAGAAGGAGAUUUUUGCAGUAGUUCAGAAGAAUACGCGAGUAACAAGGAAUACUUCCAAAUGUAAGCCACCAGGGUCUCUAGACAAGGUUGGUACUGAUUCAGCUGCAGAGAAUAUUGUUGCAGAAAAGCAUAUAAGUGAAUCAUGUUUAGGAGAGAAGGAGAAUGUUGCAGCAGUUCAGAAGAAUAUGCGAUUAACAAGGAAUACUUCCAAAUGUAAGCCACCAGGGCCUCUAGACAAGAUUGGUGGAGAUUCUAAUAUUCACCAGAAGAACAAAGUAACGAAGAGAAAAAGGGUUCAUGUCUCAGGAGAUGCAAUGAUAAAGAACAAUGAUACAAUCUCUGGAGAACAGUCAUUGAAAGGUAGAAGCAGUGAGGAAGUUGUGUCUCCAACUGCCAAAGGCAAAUUUUCUGAUGAGAUGACCCAACCACACAGACUAGACAAACCCCAGACACUUGACACUUCAUCUCAUCACAAUUCUUCGGGAAUUGGGGUAUCGUUGUUCUUGAAUGUUCAGCUGUCCGUUUCAAAAGAUUCAGAAAGUGCUAACAACUUGUGUUCCAAAAAUAUCAUUAGUGAUGUGGAUCUGACAUCUAUAAAAGAGACUCAUGAAAUGAAGGAAGAGGUCUCUGCUGCUGAUAGUGCUGACAAUUCUUGUAUGAACUUGGCCAAUGAAGGAAAGUUGGUGAACUCAAACGCAAAUGCAGCAUCCACAUCCAAGAGUGCAGCUCGGGGCACUGAGUCCUCAGCUUCUGAGGAUCAAAUUUGUAACAGCAGCAUUGUGGAAGUGAAAGAGGGCAAGUUACUAUGGGAGUUUGAUGUCCAUGAAUCAGUUGAGCAGAAUAUAAAAGAAGUGGGUAGGAAUGGCUCAGAAGCUUGGAUGUAUAGCCAAGCAGAAGAUUCUGGAUGCAACAACAAAAUCAAUGACCAAGUAUUUGCAGAAGGCUUAAAUGUUCCCGAAGAGGAAGGUUCUGCUGAGACAUGCUCUUCUGCUGACAGCUUUUUGAAUGGUGAUCAAUCAGAUGUUAAGACUGACCUAGAAGUAGCAGAGACUGAAGUGGAUGAACACGUACAACCAUGUGUCAGCUUGGUUGAUCACCAUAAUGAUCAAGAUGACUUAGAGUUAGGAGCAUCCAGUAAUAUUCUGGACAUCAAUAAUGAAGAUACAUCCCGAACACCUGGAGCCUUUAAGUCUUGUGGGACCGAUUAUACCUACUCAAAGAGUUCUUCAAAACUGAAGGUGCCAUCUUUAGGCAUGACUGUGCAUCAUGUUGAUGAUGUGGCCAAAGGAUUUGAAACCUUCUUCCAUAACAGUAGAGCUUCAGAAUCGGCUGAAGCUGAUGAAGGAGGUUGCUCAAAAGAUCAAAGUAAUUCAAGUGACCAGUUCAAUGAAUCCAAUAUGCCUGAGCUAUGUCAUAGUGAAAGAAAUGCUGGAAUAGUCUCACCUGAUAAGCUUUGUACCGAUAGCACUGGUGUUAAUUUAAAAAAAGGUCAUGAUGAUGUUCAAGUGGAUAAGUUAUUUGAUCAAGAAGGAAGAUACAGGAUCACACCACAAGAGAAGGAAAACUUUUCUGGUGAACAUUCAGUCGAGGAUUUUAAUGAGCAAGGGCUGUCACAACAUGAUUCCCCUUCUAUAGCACCCACAACCAUGUACAACAGCACUGGAGAUCAUAAGAGCUCUAAUUCACAGGAAACCGAUCCUUCUAGCCCCUCUUGUGUUUCUGAAACUCAAGCGGAGAAGCAAAAGAGUCUAGUGGCCAAUUCCAAUGAACUUGCACCCUCUAAUAAGAGGCAGGUAACUUUGAGCAGUGCAAGUGAACUGGCAGGAAAUGCAGUAUGCUUCUUGAAGAGUUCUGAGAUGAAACAUGCUGGAGGCCUCAUUGCUGAUGAAGAUGUCAAUGAUGAAAACUAUGACAUAGAUGAAGAGGUUUCGGCCGAGGCAAGCAUUUCACAUGUCAAAAGUUGCUCUGUCAACAAGAUAGCGGCUGGAAGUCUUGGUGAUGUGAAGUUUCAAGACACCGCGGAAACUGUACAUGAACACAAAAACCUGGUGGCAAGGAAGACAGAGUCAGAUGCAGAUGAAGAGGCUAGUCUUGCGACAUCUAGGCAAAUCUGGACAGAAGCUGAACUUCAGAAUCUGUUUGGAACCUCGGACGAAUAUGCUCCUCCUGGUCUAAGUGACACUUUCUGUCAAGGAUCUGAACGAGCAAAUAUGACAAUGUCAGAGAACAAAUCAACUCCCAGCAUUAGUGGCAUCUUGACCGAGAAGCCGGAAAAAGAGAUGGAUGAAGAAAGUGGUAUCGAGAGUGAUGCUAACAUCUAUGGAAAUGCGCUAGAAUCUCUGUUUGCAACACCAGUAAAGAUUACUCCCUGCAAGACAGAAGAAACCUAUUCUCAUGGCAGUAUAUUGGACGGAAGUGUGAUGUCGGUUCAGGAAGGGUCGGUGACAAUGAAGGGAAAUGUUCCUACAGGAGUUACGUCCAAUGAAAAGGCUCAGAAUGCUGGAUAUGAGAUUGAGAACAACUUAGGCACUGGAGCUGCAUUACCAAGUCAUGGUGGAGAUGGCAUUUGCGAAGAUGUAAAUGAGGUUGAGAGUUUUGACAGAGUAUUGGACGGAAGUGCAACAUCGAUUCAGGAAUGGUCAGAGGCAAUGAAGGAAAAUGUUGCUACAGAUGUUACGUCCAAUGAAAAGGAAAAUACUGCUGGAUAUGAGAUUGGGGGCAACUUAGGCACUGGAGCUGCAUUAUCAGAUAAUGGUGGGGAUGACAUUUGCGAAGAUGUAAACAAGGUUGAGAGGGUAUUGGAUGGAAGUGUGACAUCGAUUCAGGAAUGCUCAGAGGCAAUGAAGGAAAAUGUUGCUACAGACGUUACGUCCAAUGAAAAGGAAAAUACUGCUGGAUAUGAGAUUGAGGGCAACUUAGGCACUGGAGCUGCAUUAUUAUCAGAUAAUUGUGGGGAUGACAUUUGGAAAGAUGUAAACGAGGUUGAGAGGGUAUUGGAUGGAAGUGUGACAUCGAUUCAGGAAUGCUCAGAGGCAAUGAAGGAAAAUGUUGCUACAGACGUUACGUCCAAUGAAAAGGAAAAUACUGCUGGAUAUGAGAUUGGGGGCAACUUAGGCACUGGAGCUGCAUUAUCAGAUAAUGGUGGGGAUGACAUUUGCGAAGAUGUAAAUGAGGUUGAGAGAGUAUUGGAUGGAAGUGUGACAUCGAUUCAGGAAUACUCAGAGGCAAUGAAGGAAAAUGUUGCUACAGGAGUUGCAACCAAUGAAAAGGCACAUAAUGCAGGAUAUGAGGUUGAGAGCAACUUAGGCACUGGAGUUGCUUUAUCAAAUAAUGGCGGAGAUGCCAUUUUUGAAGAUGUAAAUGAGGUUGAGAGUGUUGAAUUGCUGAAUACUUUCACUGGAGUUCUUUUUGAAGCUGAAUAUGACGGUUGUGAAGCUUUGGAGGAUCAGUUGACCCAUAGCAAAGAGGAGUGCCUUCUAGAAAGUAAUUCAAUAACAGAAGAAGACAUAGAAGAGCAUGCCAUUCCUCUAGCAGAAUCCUGUCUUAAUGACGAAGAAACAGAGAAAAGUAUUAUAAGCGUAUCUGGGUCACCACGGGAUUUAUAUGAACUUAUGUCAGAAUCACGUAGUUGUAAGAGUGAAGCUCAUAAUAAGUUUAAGGGGGAAAUGACUCAAAGUACUACAUCUGAAUUAUCUGAUGCCAAUCUUCAGAAAUCUGAGGUUCCUGAGAACAGCCAUCUUCCUGCUGCCUGCACUAAUGAUCAUUACAAUUUAAGGGAAACAUCGAUCAAGACUUCCAAUGAACCAGAAGUGGAAAAUAUUGGCAGCUCCAAUAGAGGUAUAUCUUCCCUGAUUUCUUUGAAGGUCUCUCCUGAUUGUGAAGAAUCAAUACUAGGGAGUGAUGAUCAAUAUGAAGCCAAGAAAUUGGAUGAGCAAGAUGGAAAUCCAAAGUGCUCCCAGGAUAUUUCUGACGAAUUGCAUACCACCAGUGAAGUGGCAAUUCAGGGAAAUGUUUCAAUUGGUUACAAUAACAGUCAGGAACUGGAGCAGCUUGUAAGUUCUGAUGAACUUGACAGCAUAAGUAAGGAGGCCAAAGGGAUGGAAACGACCACACAGACAUUAAAUAACACAGAUGCAGUUGCAGAGCAUGGAUCAUUUGCCUGCAGGGCAUCUGGAGGUGAUAAAAAGUUAGAAACUGGAGAGCCUGUUCUUAAAUUAGAUGAGGAAAAGGUGCAAGAUGCUGGAUUUGAACUUGAAAACAGCUCAUGCGUUGGAGAUUUAUUGUCAGAUGAUGGCGGAGAAGACACUUGUGGAAAGAUGAACGAUGAGGAGGAGCAGUUGCCUGAGAACACAGAGGAGUGCCAGAAAGGAGCUAGCUUCAUCCCAGAAGACAAUGAAGAAAAGGUCACUUCUCCAGAAACAGACAGUAGCAAUGAAUUGACAGAGGAAUAUCUUAACAUCUUGUCUGGCACACCAAAGAAUUUGGAUAUAAAUGGAGGCUGCCAAGACAUGUUAUUUGAUAAUGCUCUGUCAGAAAGCGUCAUUCGUAAGAGUAUAGCUGAUUAUAAAUCCGAGCAGGAGAUUAUACAAGGUAGUGAAGUUGAAGAUGAGUUAUCUGAUGCUGAUCUACAAAAGUCUAACAUUUCUAAGAACAGUCAGAAUGUCAUAGAUGAAGGUACCUAUCUGCCUCUAUCUUCAGAGGCCUCCCCUGUCUCUGAUGAACUUACACAAAACAAAAUUUGUGGAGUUAUGAUUUGCGAUGAGGUAGAUACGAAAGGAAAAUCCUCUCAAGAUGUGUCUGAUGAGUCGCAUACCAACAGUGAAGUGGCCAUUCUAAAAAGCCUUUCAGAUAGUAACGACCAGACUGAGGAUGCUGGGCGUGCUUGCAGUCUUGAACUUGAGAGAACAUCCCUGGAGAUAAAUGAGGCAGGCACAGCGACACAGGAUCUUAACAAAGGUGUUGGUCCUAGAGACCACGGUUCUUCUAUUUGUGGUGCAGAACUGCUUCUCCAUGCAAGAGAUGAAAAAAGUGACAGUUUAAAGGGAGACAAUAGCAUGAAGGACAUUGAAGAGGCUGAGACUUUAACUACUCAAAUGGUUCAGUUUCCCGUUGAGCGUCAUUUUGAGAAGAAUGUGGAAGACUUCAAGAAUUAUACUAUCGCACUCUCAAAUUCACCAGCCUCUGGAUCUGAUGGGAUUUUAAGGGAAAGUGAUGUUGCAGAUACAAUUAAAGAGUACAUUGAUUCUGAAUCUUCUCUGCCUGUGAUCUUUGAAAAUUCUGGUGCCAGCCUUCCGAGUGACAUGUUGGCAGAUACUGAUGAAGCGGUUGCUAGUGAAAAAUCAGCCAUGUCCAUUUACGAAAAGGACAUUGCUGCUAGGCGUGACUGCCUAACUCCAAUGAUGGAGAUAUCAUCUCACUCCUCCAAGGAUGAAGAUACUGUGCCAUCACUUGAGUGCCUCAAUACAGAACAAGAGGAAGACACACUGUCAAUCAGACCUGCUCAAGUCUCGGAGAAAGCAGCAAAUUCCCCUGAACGCAUUGAUGAAGGCAACACUAUUAAGCUUGAUGCUGUUGAAGAUGGACACAUUACGGCCUGUUCGACCAUGAGGAAGAAUGCUAGAACCAUUUUGAUCCAUGGGACCCCAGGUAAGCUUAUUGCUGCAGACAUGAAGGAGAAUGAGCUGAACCAGAAGCGCUCGAACAUAGGUUAUAUCACAGCAGCCAGACCAGCAAAAAGGAGACCCUUGCAGGAUCUUCAAGGGAAAUAAAUUCGUCUUAUUUUCUACUUAUUUGGUGUUGUAAGGCUGCUGCCUUAUGCAUAUCUCAUGCAAAUAGAUAUUUAUGAAACAUUUCUCAUGUAAUCUCAGAUUCUGAAUUGAUUAAUAGACAAUAUUUGAUGUUUGUAAAGGGUAAAA
This is a messenger RNA of Salvia hispanica, 7275 nucleotides long. RefSeq lists its product as uncharacterized. The record is from RefSeq and is a predicted model, not a curated record. NCBI's taxonomy places the organism in Eukaryota, Viridiplantae, Streptophyta, Magnoliopsida, Lamiales, Lamiaceae.